AUGAAGAAAUGGCAGGUUACACACACAGAAAAAUCUGAAAUGACCAUUAGGGAACACUUUUGGGGAUUUAUUUCACUAAAGGAAGCUACUGGUGCUUUCAUCACUGACUCCAUUCUAGAAAAACUUCAUGAAGUAUCUUUAUCAGUUGAAAAUUUUCGUGGCCAAGGAUAUGAUAAUAGAAGCAACAUGAAAGGUAAAGAUAAUGGAGUGCAGAGAAGAUUACUGAAUAAUAACUCGAGGGCAUAUUUGGUUCCAUGUAGUACUCAUAGUUUGAAUUUAUUGGUCAAUGAUACUGCCAGGACUGAUAAAAUAUUUGAAGAAGUACUUGAUGCUCGUGAUGUAGCUGAUGAAUUUGGUAUGUGUGCAGAAUUUGAAGCAAAGCCAGUGCGCAUUAGAAGAAAGAAACAACAAUUCUCAUAUGAAGGGAAAAAUGAACCUAUCCAGGAUAGUAAACAAAGUUACAAAAAAAUUUCUUUUUGCAAUACUGGAUACGUCACAACUCAGUUUCAGAACGCUUUGAAUAACUGA
Messenger RNA from Octopus bimaculoides (California two-spot octopus), 528 nucleotides. Its product is annotated as zinc finger MYM-type protein 1-like. The record is from RefSeq and is a predicted model, not a curated record. Lineage: Eukaryota; Metazoa; Mollusca; Cephalopoda; Octopoda; Octopodidae.